AUGUCAUGGUUUGCCUAGUGCGGUAGUGUGUUUAACCUGCCGGGAGGGGAGGAGGGAUUUUACCCUAAGAGGAUUGCGGCGAUCGUUAGCUGCCCGCUGGCUUUGUCAAGGCAUGCCGGUUUGCCGGUUGGAGUCCAACGGACAACAACGAAGUACAGUUUUCCUCCCAGAAACUCGGCAACGAAACCGGUUGAACUUGAAAUGAUGCAUAUCAUAGCAGCGCAAAAUCAAUCGUGACAGUCCAAGAUGACCUAUGGUAGAUUUUACAUGGUGGGAGCGCAUGGAAAUCCUUCACCGGGAGUGCAUCAGUACCAGAGAGCAGUCUCUUGAGGGAGUUAUUGCUGACAGGCGGCUCCUGAGAUGAAGACCAGACCCGCGGGGAUCGGCAAUGUCCAUGCCGACUGGAUGGGUUCGCUCCCCUCCAAGCUCAGUGCCAUGCCCCUCAAACAUCUAGCGGUGCCAGGCUCUCACGACUCUUUCACUUUUUGGGUGGAUGUGCAUGCUCCCGUGGGCCCCGAUCAAAAGGUUUAUGUUAAGUAUCUGGCUACCAUGUUCAGUGUCUUAGCCAAGAAAGUCAUGGUGAGGUGGUCCAUGACACAGAACCUGACUUUUAAGGAGCAGCUGGAUGCAGGAAUUCGCUACUUUGACCUCAGGGUGUCUGCAAAACCAGGCGAGCCUGGAAAUGAAAUCUACUUCAUUCAUGGCCUCUUUGGACACAAGGUGAGGGAUGGCCUGUUAGAAAUCAGCUCCUUCCUGGGCAGACACAAGAAAGAGGUGGUGUUCCUGGACUUUAACCAUUACUAUGCAAUGGAGGCAGAGCACCACGUUUACCUCAUCAGCAUGCUCCAAGAAGUAUUUGGCAGCAAACUGUGCAAUAACUGUGCGGUGGAGAACGUCACUCUGGACUAUCUCUGGGAGAAGAAAUACCAGGUGAUUGUGUUCUACCAUCAUCCUUCAGCCCAAGGCGUUCCUGUCAUGUGGCCUGGCAACAAGAUCCCUGCUCCCUGGGCAAACACCACUGAGCCCAUCAAGCUCAUAGAGUUCCUGGAAACUACACUGAAGGAAAGAGACAAGCAGGGUUCCUUCCAUGUAUCCCAGGCCAUCCUCACUCCCACUGUCAACACUGUGGCUAAGGGGUUGCUCUGGGGCCUACGCAGCUACCUGGUGGAGAGAAACCUGCCAACCAUCAUGUCCUGGGUUGAGGCUCAGAGGCCAGGGGUGGACGGAGUCAACAUCAUCACCUCGGACUUUGUGGACCUCACUGAUUUUGCCAACGUUGUAAUCAAGCUAAAUAACCUGCUGUUGUCUGAACAGAACCGCAAAACAAGAUGACACAUGUUUUCAUACCAGGAAGACUGACAUGGUGGCUUUGAGUCUAGUGGCAGAUUUUCCCUGCCUCUCUUUUUAUAUUGUUCAUAAACGGCUCUGGUGCUGCUGGUAGAGCUUCGGUGUAUUUGCUUAAGGACACUCAGCAUUAAGACGUGCAGGGAUGGAUUCUGUAUGAGCUUGGGUCCUCUAAAAUAAAGCCUUUCAAUUUUUAAGGAGCUCGUCAGCUAACUUUCAGUCUGAGAUUUGGUUGUAGAUAACUUUCUUAGCCUCAGUUCAAUGAAGACAGUCCAAAAGAGGGAAAGAAGUGAGAGCUCAGAUGAGAGAAAACCAGGCAUGCCCAGCUGCAUUUUUUUACCAUCUUCAUAAGGCAGACUGAGUCGUGUCAUGCUGGAGUUCUGGCUGCAUCUGCAGAUUCCUUUUUCUGCUUUCCCUUUUGAGGGAAAGCUAGAAAUACAUCUCAUAUUUGCUACUAAAUGGGACUGCCAGGCAGGUCACCAGAUUGGUAGCUGCUGUACAUUUUCCCUUGCAUGAUUAUAUGACUUUUAACCUCUCAGGUGCUUAUGUGGAAGUUUAUUUGGAUGGUUUAUCAUUAUUACAGAUGUAAAUUUGGUAUAUUUGUAUUUUUAAAUGGUCUUAUGAAAUUACUGACUUUGUAAGUUAAGAUAAGAGACAGAAUUGCAUGUUAAAAUGCUGCCUGUAGGCAUUUUAGCCACUAUUGUAUGAACAGCACACAAGGGAUUAGGAUAGCUUCUUUGUUUGUUUACAAGAUAAACUCUGUGUGAAAAGAAAUUCUUCAUAUGAUUGCAAUGGAACUCAUUUGUAUUUCCAACAUACUAAUGAUUGUUGAAACUGGACCAGUGAGUUAGGGUUGGCUUGUUAAAUGUAGACUUGGUCUUUUUCCAGUAAUUAAAUGAACGUGAGGUAAAAAAACACAUACUUAAAUUUUUUCUUGGUAUUUUUAUUUAUAUGUUAAGCAAUGCCAUUUUUUUAAUGAAAGAGAAGCCAGCUGCUCUCUCAUUACUUACUGAAUUUAACAAGCGAUGCGGACUAUGGCACCUUUAGGAGGACUGCAUAGGAAAAGCCCAGUAUGGGUGGAAAUUGUGCCGCAGUUCCCACAAAACACAUGCAAAUACACACAAAUAGCUAUAUAUCUUUAUGUUUAUCGUAUUUUUUCCCCCUUGGUCUGUUUCCACUUACAGUGCUUAAAUGUGCAGAAAUAGAACUAGUCUCCCAAUAAAUGUAUGUUGGAAAGGAAGUGAAGAGUAUAUGGUUGUGUACAGUAUAUGCAAACAUGUGGAUGAGGGUUCAUUUAAAAACUGUUAUGCUUAAAAUGAAACCAAAUGCCAACCGUUGAGGUCUUAAAUGUUUUGCUUGUUUGAUAGUGUGCAUGUGCACCAGUGUGAUUUACAGUCUGUGUGUGUGUGUGCCUGUCAGGACCACUGAUUACUAUGCAUGCGUGGACAGUAGAGCAGUGACAGUCACCCUGCAUUCUUGUGGUCAGACUAGAGUAAGAGAAGAAAAUGAGACAGCAGAGGAAAUGUCAUAUAAAGAGAAAGGUAACAAAAAUAGACUUUUAAAUGAAGGUAGAUGACAUGAAAGAUCUGAAACAAAAGGGAAGAAUUUAGUUAAAAUAGAGCUGAAGUUGUAAAAUUGUAGCAGGUGGACCUGUUGCAAGAGAGCGAUCAGAACAGCUGCCUUUUCCUGCGGCGGCAUCAUCUAAAAGGGAAAUGUUGUUUUACUUUUUAACCCUGUCCUCAUUUUGUCACUCACCGACUCACUUAUGUCAAAUAGCCUGGUGUGUCCAGGCCACAUUGUUGACAAGGUUGAGUGUGGUCACCAGGCACUGCGAGGUCCACACACAGACAAGCAAAGGCACUUUAAUUGUGGAGUAAUUACACAUACCAUUGUAGGCAAGUGGGAGAGCAGGGAGCAGCAGUUUGAGCAGCAGCUCGAGCUGAGAACAUUCCUCUGUUGUUUAGAUUGGUCCUGUCUUUUGCUCUCCCCUUAGUCUCUCACUUCACUGUAUCCCUGUUGGCUUCCCAGGUUUCAAAGGAGAAGACGAUCUAAGCGUAAUCACUCAGAUGUUAAUAAAGUCCUGCAGUAUUAACUUUUUCUGUCCAGCCGUUUAUAAAGACUGCUGUUCUGAAGCUGCUCUCUACCCAGUAUGGUGGCAAUACUGACACAGAGCUCUCCUAAACUGGUUGGGCUCCUGUUGGGCACCAUAGUUGAAAUAGUUCUACAACUGGGCCACUUUAAGCAGUGGUAUUUCUGUCACUUCACAUGUUCUCAUAUCAUUUCUCUCUUACCAGGUUCAGAACUUCCCUCAUCUACCUCAGUUGCCGAAAUAUUUUCUCUGGUUACAAGGCACGUGUGUUAAACUGGUGCAAGGCAGUGGUUUCACAUAUGAGUAAUCAGGGUUUCCAUUCAUUAAAUCUCUGGUACAUCUGUGGUGUGAAGUGUUUUAACCAAAACCAGCCUUAUACACUCCCGUUUGCUAAUUUUCUCCUUAAAACCACUAUGACUAGUGCAGGGAUGUCAAACUAAUUUCACAUCGUAGGACACUUACAGCCAACUUUGAUCUCCAGUGGGCCAGACCAGUGAAACACCCCCUUUCUGUCAGUGCACAGAGGUUCAACUACAAAUUUAAUCUCUGACAUAUCUUAAUAUAACAUAAAUUGCUUCGAUUAAGACAGCAUGUCUCAGUUUUCUUAUAUGAUAAAGAUAAAGAAAUCUGUCAGCAUCACUCUUUGGGCUUAACUGUGAGAAAUAAAUGUGAAAUAUUACCAAAGAAAUUCUGGUAUUUCAUUGCCCAUCCUGUCCUGUAAUUAUAACAAAGAAAGUUUUUAUUAAUUCACAAGUUUGUUUUUUUUUUAAAUUGUGAAACCACUGUUAAAAAACAAAUCCCCAAACUGACAUUUCUAUAGUAAAUGGUGAAACACCUGGUA
Pelmatolapia mariae (spotted tilapia) is the source of this 4274-nucleotide messenger RNA. RefSeq names its product phosphatidylinositol-specific phospholipase C, X domain containing 2 (gene plcxd2). Gene Ontology annotation, molecular function: phosphoric diester hydrolase activity. Bases 361 to 1332 code for a protein of 323 amino acids. The transcript is spliced from 8 exons. Gene Ontology annotation, biological process: lipid metabolic process. Lineage: Eukaryota; Metazoa; Chordata; Actinopteri; Cichliformes; Cichlidae. The record is from RefSeq and is a predicted model, not a curated record.